Molecule: messenger RNA, 1413 nt
Organism: Dendronephthya gigantea
Lineage: Eukaryota; Metazoa; Cnidaria; Anthozoa; Malacalcyonacea; Nephtheidae
Product: U3 small nucleolar ribonucleoprotein protein IMP3-like
Exons: 1
Coding region: 100-648 (182 amino acids)
Biological process (GO): rRNA processing
Cellular component (GO): small-subunit processome; small ribosomal subunit; Mpp10 complex
Molecular function (GO): structural constituent of ribosome; snoRNA binding; rRNA binding
Source: RefSeq, a predicted model, not a curated record
AUUUUCUUACAUGAAGUUUUGGAUAAUCGUCAUCCACUCAUCGACAUUUUCUGAGAGGUAAAUUCAAAGAUUUGCAAUAUUUUGUAUUUUUUGAAAGAAAUGGUGAGAUCUUUAAAGUUUCACGAAAAGAAGUUACUAAAAAAAGUCGACUUUAUUUCAUGGAAAAGUGAUAAUAAUAUCCGUGAAGUGAAAAUAUUACGAAAAUAUCACAUUCAGAAGCGGGAAGACUACACAAAAUACAACAAACUUUGCAAUAUGUCCAAAGCUUUGGCACAUAAAAUCAAAGAACUAAAUCCUAAGGAUCCCUUCAGGGCUGAAUGUACAGACAUGCUGUUAGAAAAGCUUUAUAAUAUGGGUGCAAUUCCGACGAAGAAGAACCUGGCAUUGUGCGAGAAGCUGUCUGCCUCUGCGUUUUGUCGGCGGCGUUUGCCUGUUGUGAUGGUUAGACUACGUAUGACACAAGCCAUCAAAGAUGCUGUGAAAUAUAUUGAGCAAGGUCAUGUCCGUGUCGGACCCGAGGUUGUCACAGAUCCAGCCUUCAUUGUCACACGGAAUAUGGAGGAUUUCAUUACAUGGACUGAUACAUCGAAGAUUAGGAAACAUGUCAUGGAAUAUAAUGAUAUGAAAGAUGAUUUUGACUUGUUGUAACCUAGCAUAAUGCAUACAUUAUAUUCAUCAUUACCAUAGGUUUUCAAAUUUCAAAUUAGGUUUUCAAAAAUAGAUUCGAACAAUAGAUAAUGCGAUGUUAAAGAGGAGAUGAUUGUUUUAUUGUAAUUAGUUUUAUUAGUUUUAUAUUGGGGUUAGUAGACUGGCUGUCUAGAAAACAAAAGAACUAGUGUCUUUGUGUGAAAGGCUGCUCUUUCAACCAUAAACCAUUCUUUUUUCCAAAGACUGGGUGCAUUCGCUGAUAUUCGCUGUUUUUUCGAUCACAAAAGAUCGUAGGCCCCCUAGGAAUUAUUGAGAGUGUGUUUUAUAUAGAUACACACUGCGUGUUCAAAAUUAUUAAUCUGUCUGGCCAUCCUGAUAUAAAACUGAGUAAGGGUGUCAUAAAGGCCACUUGUACGAGCACGUUCAUCAAGAGAAACAUUGAACUGACUUCUAAAAUAUACAGCAGACUGCGCAAGAGAUCUUGAUAUUGUUUUAUAAAAUGACUCAUGAAGGACCACAGUAUCAUGCAAUCGACCCUUCAAUUAAACCAGACAAUUCUUCUUACACCGAGAUUCAACUAUUUGGAGACGCACCAAGCAAAGGCUUCAGCUGGCUUGAUGGCUUCGAAAAACUUCAUUUUGUCAAUGUUAGUUCUGCAAAACCAGAAAUUAAGGUUAUAUUCCCAGUGAGUGACAGUGUAGUGAUGUUUAGAGCAAAUAACAUCGAUAAUAGUGGUAUGGAUUUGGUGCGAACAGCUUGUGGUCC